Messenger RNA from Caenorhabditis angaria, 2849 nucleotides. The record is from the annotation of a GenBank genome assembly. NCBI's taxonomy places the organism in Eukaryota, Metazoa, Nematoda, Chromadorea, Rhabditida, Rhabditidae.
AUGUCUGAAAGUGAGUUUUUUGGAUAAGCUGGAAAUUGUAGCUAUAAAAUUUGGUUUUCAGAAAAAAACGAGAUGGAUGAUUGGCUAGCAGAUGCUCCGAUGCCACCAGAUGAACCGAUGGAUUACCGACAAGCAUUUAAUCCAUCACAACAGAAUCUCAUCCCAGGACAACCGCCACAAGAACAAUUUCAAAUCCCACCAGUACCGUAUAUCCGAGGACCAAAUUCAGCUUUUGCUGAGGGCUCUAUCCCGGAGUCAGAAUUGCCGCCGAUCACACAGACUCCAGGUCAACCAUUCUUUCAAGCACCUGGUUCUGCAUUUGCUCCAGUUGCUCCCGCAGGACCACAGAUUCCAGCAUUACCUCAAGCUCCGGGAGCACCAUUUCUUCAAGCAACUGGGCCAGCAUCUUCCCAAAUACCAUUGAUGUCUAGCGCACCACUAUUCCAACCACUCGGUUCAACCAGUUCUACAUUGAUUCCUGGAUUGCCUAACACACAAAUCCCAGGCCAACCAUUUUUACAAGCUCCUGGAUCAGCUUUUGCUCAAGUUCCCAUGGCGGGACCACCGAGUUCACAAAUCCCAGGAUUGCCUAGCACACAACCUUCGACAGUACCAUUUCUUCAAGCUACUGGCUCGGCGUUUUCUCAAGUUUCCUCCACACCGGGACCAUUGAAUUCUCAACUACCAAGUUUGUCAAACUCAGCGCCAUUUCUUCAAGCUCAUUUUGCUCAAGUUCCCCCCACGGCGGGACCAUCGAGUUCACAAAUACCAGGAUUGCCUAGCACACAAACUGCAUUAGCACCGUUUCUUCAAGCAACUGCGUCAGCGUUACCAGUUCCACCGCCAAUAAACUCGCAAGGAUUUCCCAAUUUGCUGAGCUCAUUUCCACCAGGACCUGAUUUUUUUCAAACUCAAAUUCCGGCACCUUCAAGUUCACAGGCAAUUGUCCCAGCUCAACUGCCAAGUGCUAACACUUCAUUUUUUCAAACGCCAGUUUUGACACCAUCAAGCACACCUGGAACACCAUAUUCUCAAGUACCUACCUUUUUCCAACCGGCAAUCCCAGGGCCUCCAAAGCCACUGCCAGCUCCAAACAUGGAAGUCGCCUUCAAGGCUCCAACUCGAAAACAAAAGAGCUCUCGAGGACAAGCUCCGAAGCAAAUGCAAUCGCAACCUUCGUAUCAAGGAACCCCAGCGUAUUCCCAGCCAGGAUACUCUCAGAAACCGGGUCAACAUUUUUCACAACCAGGGCCGUCAUAUUCACAGCCGGGUUCAUCUCGAUCUCAAAAACCAGGACCAUCAUACUCGCAACCUGGACCGUCAUAUUCUUCUCAAAAACCAGGCCAGAACUUCAGCGAGCCCGGACCGUCGUAUUCACAACCAGGACAAUCGCAUUCUCAAAAACGUGGCCAUAAAUCCUCGCAACCCGCCGGACCAUCGUAUUCUCAAAAACCUGGCCAAAAUUUCUCCGAACCAGGACCAUCGUAUUCUCAAAAACCUGGCCAAAAUUUCUCCGAACCAGGGCCAUCGUAUUCUCAGAAACCUGGCCAAAAUUUCUCCGAACCCGGACCAUCGUAUUCUCAGCCAGGACAAUUUUUUGAUGUUUAUGAUGGGCCAGUUCCAGUUUUCAAAAGCAGACCUUAUUAUGGAUUAGAUCACUUGUGAGUUUCUUAAGUUUCAGAAUUUUCUAUUCAUGAUUUUUUUACGGAAUUACUGUAUCUCACUAGAAAAUAGUCUAAACAAUGUUUAUUUAAAAAAAUUUCAAUUUUGAAGGACACAAGACGACGCUCCGAAUUUCGAUGUCUCGAGAAGAUUAGAUCACGAAGAAGAUAGCAACGAUGAUGAUCGGGAAACGAAUCCGGCACAAAAAUCGCUUCCAUAUGUAUUCGAGCCGCCAGAAGAUGAGAGUGAUAUUAUUGAAGUUCAUCCAAUGCCCGGAUGUGAACCUGAUGAUUUUUCUUGGAGAGUUUCACCACCACCAAGAUCGUCGUAUAUGGAUGAAGUUUGGGUUAUUGCGUAUUAUUUUGAGGAGAAUGUUAGAGUGAGUGGGUUUUGUGUCUUAUAAAACUCGACGAGCUGAUGACGAUGCUAUGAAGAUUAACUGCUGAGCUCUAUGUUUAUUAAAAUUUUAAUUUUCUAAAAAUAUAAAAUUGGCCAAAAUAUUCCGAAAAAAACUAGAUUUUCUAAACUCUAUAAAAUUCUACAAAACAAAAUCUUAUAUACAUAUUUUGAUUUCAGAUUGGUGGAAUGUUCUGUUCAACUAGACCCGAAUUCGUAAUCGAUGGUCUCGUCGCACCUUGGACCGACAGACAAAUGUCAAUCGCGUUCCCUCCAAUUCAUACAUCAUACUCAAAAUGCUCAGUGGUUCGAUUCGUAUUUGGUCCAGGAAUUCUAGUUCAACGUGAAAACAAAAAAGUGAAAAUGACUUUACGAACUGAAAGCUCAAUAUUUUUGCAAUGCCCUCAAUUAGCUUUGAUGAAUGGUGAAGUAUGGAAUACGGUUUAUCGAUUUAAAAAUGAGCCAGGAAAGAAGCAAACUGAAAUUAUUAUUUUUGAUGAGGAGUAUUUUGAUAACAUGCUUGAAAAACGCAAGAAAUUUUUGAAUGAUGAUUUUUAUGAGUUACAUGUGAGUUUUUUCAAAUUUUAAUUUUUCUGAACAUCAAAUUUUUGCAGACACAUUGUAUCUGCCGUUUCUCAAUAGCUAAAGGUUUCGCUGGCGAUUACCCGCGAAAAACAAUUACCGACACACCGUGCUGGAUUGAGAUUUAUCAUGCUGAAAAACUACGAGAAUUUGACAGGAUUUGGUUUUCUGACAAACAAAUUGUUGUUGAUAAUGUUGAUGAUAUUUAA